Microthlaspi erraticum is the source of this 2217-nucleotide messenger RNA. The record is from the annotation of a GenBank genome assembly. Lineage: Eukaryota; Viridiplantae; Streptophyta; Magnoliopsida; Brassicales; Brassicaceae.
AUGGCUGUCAAGAUCGACAUGAGUAAGGCGUAUGAUAGACUCGAAUGGGGCUUUAUCACGACUGUCCUAGAACGAAUGGGUUUUCACCCUAAGUGGAUUAACUGGGUGCUACAAUGCAUAUCUACUGUCUCCUACACUUACCUUAUCAAUGGAGCGGCCCAAGGACAUGUCGUUCCACAACGCGGCAUCAGACAAGGAGACCCCCUUUCCCCGUUUAUCUUCAUCCUCUGUGGAGAAGUGCUUUCUGGACUCUGCAAAAAUGCACUAAUUAAUGGGACUUUAGCGGGAGUAAGAGUCUCAAGAGGAAGCCCAAGGUUGAAUCACCUUCUCUUUGCGGACGACACAAUGUUUUUUUGCAAGACAAACCCGAAAAGCUGUGAAACUCUCCACCAAAUCCUCAGGAAAUACGAAGAAGCCUCGGGACAGAUGAUCAAUCUCCAGAAAUCCUCAAUCACCUUCUCUAAGAAAACCCCACAAGACAUAAGAGAAAGAGUCAAAACAACGCUUGGCAUAACAAAAGAAGGAGGACAAGGAAAAUACCUAGGUUUACCUGAAAGUUUCGGGCGCAAAAAGAAGAACCUUUUCACCAUGAUCGUCGACCGUAUCCGGCAACGCUCAAUCAGCUACUCCUCGCGACUCCUCUCAAGCGCAGGGAAGUUGACAAUGAUAAAGUCUGUCCUUGCAUCCAUUCCCACCUACACUAUGUCUUGCUUCAAGCUCCCUACAGGCUUGUGCAAACGCAUCCAGUCAGCGUUAACUCGCUUCUGGUGGGACUCAAAACCAGGGAAAAACAAAAUGUGUUGGUUAUCUUGGGGGAAACUUACACAAUCUAAGAACCAGGGAGGUCUUGGCUUCCGAGAAAUCCAAGCUUUCAACGACUCCCUCUUAGCAAAAAUCAGCUGGCGACUUCUGACAGAGCUCUCAAGCCUCAUUAGCCGCGUUCUCAAAGGAAAAUACUGUAAAGACCAAGACUUCCUUCAAGUCCAAAUCACCUCAUCUACUUCGCACAGUUGGAGAGGUAUUCUCAUUGGCAGGGACCUAAUCCAGAGUAAACUAAGCAGAGCUAUAGGCAAUGGACAGGAAACCUCCCUCUGGAAUGACCCAUGGCUCUCCCUCGACAACCCUUCAUGUCCCAUAGGACCACCUCUUCUGCAAGACAAGGAUCUUACAGUCGCAUCAUUACUGAACCCGCAAACAGGAGAAUGGAACAAAGAAAGAAUCACUAACCUCCUACCACACCAUCUUUCUACCAUCCUGGAGCUAAAACCAAGCAAAAAAGGGGCCAUAGACUCCUACUUCUGGCUUCCAAUCAAAUCCGGAGCUUACUCGGUUAAAACGGGAUACUUUGCAGCCUUGGACCUGAAACCGGACCCUGCUUACAACCAACAACACCAACAUAUCAACUGGAUAUCCGAUGUUUGGCAAACAAAAACCUCUCCAAAAAUGAAGGUGUUCUUAUGGAAGACCAUCCAAGAAGCACUACCUGUUGGUGAAAACCUCCUAAACCGCGGUCUCUUGGAUACGGCUUGUUGCAUUCACUGUGGAGACCUCGAGACGACUGAUCACCUCUUCCUACACUGUGGCUUUGCAAAGGCAGUUUGGAACCUCGGCCCUUUCUCCACCAACGUGAACCCAACCCCUCUCAAACCUUUGCCACGACCCUCAAAUCCUCACACUCGUGGAUCUGCCUACCACCAACGGGAAUCAAUGCAGGACCGCUGUUCCCGUGGAUUUGUUGGGCCAUCUGGAAAACACGGAACCUCCUCAUCUUUGAAGAACGCCACACCUCCCCUGAAGAUACAAUUUCAAAAGCUAGAAACGAAGAUUUGUGGAACAGGAUGGCUUUUCAUCGAUUCCACCGGAAAAGAAACAAAACGCGGCAACUCGGCUGAACGGCAUGUCUCGUCACCGGUGAUAGCGGAAGCUCUAGCGCUCCGAUCAGCCCUCAAUCAAGCACUUGAAGACGGAAUCCCCAAUCUUCUCGUCCUUUCAGACGCUCAGGAUCUAAUCCGAGCUAUUAACUCGCAAGAGCAAAUCAAGUCGAUCUUCGGAAUCCUCUUUGAUAUCCAUGCUCUCGCUUCCUUGUUCGAUUCGAUCUCCUUUAGUUUCAUUCCUAGAUCGGAGAAUGUUAUCGCCGAUUCCACUGCAAAGCUUGCAAAGAGUCGUUUGAUUGACCUCUCUUCCCAACUGGGACCCACUUCUGUAUUCGAAACUUAA